This is a messenger RNA of Limulus polyphemus (Atlantic horseshoe crab), 4242 nucleotides long. RefSeq names its product SRSF protein kinase 3-like. Gene Ontology annotation, biological process: spliceosomal complex assembly; regulation of mRNA processing; protein phosphorylation. The transcript is spliced from 17 exons. Bases 53 to 2200 code for a protein of 715 amino acids. NCBI's taxonomy places the organism in Eukaryota, Metazoa, Arthropoda, Merostomata, Xiphosura, Limulidae. Gene Ontology annotation, molecular function: protein kinase activity; ATP binding. The record is from RefSeq and is a predicted model, not a curated record.
CUGUCUUCUUUGUAGAAGGUGAACUAAAAAUGAUCUUGUCACGUUCGUUACCAUGGAGAAGCUACCCGGGAAGGCACUAGAUUAUUUACGGGAGUUAUUUUCACCGUCCAAGAGAUCGAACGUCCAACGUGCUAACACCGAACCUACUUCUUCAACAUCUACAUCACAACAAGUCUGGCGCCACGAACCUCGUCGCCAGGUGUCUGACAGUUCCGUGUCUAUUGUGAUAUCCAGCUGUCCAGAACCAGACCAUGGUCCAUACCAACGACCAUGCAAAGUACAGCGACAGCUUCGGCUCGUCACACCUUCACCUACGCCCCCUAGUGAUAAUAGGCAGUCACGCAGUUCGGCAACGGAAUCAUCUCGACCUGCUCCUCGGUUGCAACGACAAGCUCCUGUUCUUGGAGCAUGGAAAACAUCACCGUGGUAUACCAAACUUCACGUGCCUCCUAAGCAUGGACCUGAACACCAGUUGUCAACAUCAGAACCAUUAUACGAAGAAGAGGAUGAAGAAGAAAUCUUAGGGUCAGAUGAUGAUGAACAAGAAGAUCCUAAAGAUUAUUGUAAAGGAGGCUAUCACCCUGUGAAGAUUGGUGAUCUGUUCCAUGGGAGAUAUCAUGUGAUUAGAAAGCUUGGUUGGGGUCACUUCUCAACUGUAUGGCUGUGUUGGGAUCUGACUGCAAAAAGGUUUGUAGCAUUGAAGGUUGUCAAGAGUGCUUCCAACUACACAGAUACAGCUCUUGAUGAAAUCAAGAUUCUCAGAUCUGUAAGAGAAAGUGACCCCGAUGAUCCAUACAGAGAGAAAGUGGUGCAGUUGUUAGAUGAUUUCAAGAUUUCAGGUGUGAAUGGAACUCAUGUAUGUAUGGUGUUUGAAGUUUUAGGACACAACUUACUGAAGCUUAUUAUUCGUUCCAACUACCAGGGUAUACCUAUUGCUAAUGUAAAAACUAUUAUAAAACAGGUGCUGGAAGGACUUGAUUAUCUUCAUACCAAAUGUAAAAUUAUUCAUACUGAUAUCAAACCUGAAAAUAUAUUACUUGCAGUAGACGAACCCUAUGUGAGGAGACUAGCCUAUGAAGCAACUCAGUGGCAGAAGAUGGGUGUGAGGCUUCCUGGUUCAUUAGUGAGCACAGCUCCAAAGGUUUUUCAAGGGCCUGACCCCAAUGCUAAGAUGUCUAAGAAUAAAAAGAAGAAAUUGAGAAAGAAAGCAAAACGUCAACAGGAGCUGCUAGAAAUACAAAUGCAGCAACUAGAGGCUUUGGAAGUGAAACAGCAUCAGGUAGAAAAUGAAGAUGGAGACUGUCAACAAAACUACAGAAAUUCAAUGAUCGCAGAUAACGGUAGCUCGGAAAUAAGAGAUGAUCUUAAUGGCAAAAAUCCAGUCAUCCAGUCAUCCUCCAAUAGCUUGUCACCUACCAGUAACUGCCUCAGUUGGCAGAAUAAUUCUAAUGCUCCAAACCUUUCCAUUUCAUACGAGGAAAUAUCAAAUGGGCAUGAGGAAAGCCCAUGUGACCUUCUUGAUCCUGAAGGAACCACGAGAGGAAGACUUGAACGAUCAGAAAGCACUUUAACACCAUCAACUCUGACAAAGUCGAGGGAGACAGGAAUAAGACGUGUCGCAUCCUGUCCAGAGCAUGAAGUAGAUAAGAAACCAGAUCCAGUACUAGAAAUAUGCGACAUUCCUGUGAAGAUAGCUGACCUUGGCAAUGCUUGCUGGGUGCACCACCAUUUCACUGAAGACAUUCAGACUCGCCAGUAUCGUUGCUUGGAAGUUCUGUUGGGAGCUGGCUAUGGUCCCCCAGCAGAUAUUUGGAGUACAGCGUGUAUGGCUUUUGAGCUGGCAACUGGAGACUUUCUUUUUGAACCUCACUCUGGUGAGGACUACUCUCGAGAUGAAGACCAUAUUGCUCACAUUAUAGAGCUGUUAGGGGAUAUUCCCCGACACAUUGCUCUCUCGGGACGAUAUUCACGAGAGUUUUUCACUAAAAGAGUGGAAAGAAAAAGACAGAAAUUAGGAGAACUUCGUCACAUCACAAAGUUGAAACCAUGGGGACUUAUAGAGGUCCUUACAGAAAAGUACGAGUGGGAUAUUUCAGAAGCUCAAGCAUUUACUGAUUUCCUGACACCAAUGUUAAUGUUUGACCCGAACCUCCGAGCCAAAGCUAGUGAUUCUUUGAAACACCCUUGGUUAAAGUCAUGAUUAUCAAUCUCUGUAGCCUUUGUUUCCCUUUCUGCUCCUCCUAACUUGGGGAAUUAUUUUUAGUUCAGUGGGUUCCUCCUGCAUUUAGCCAGCCAUGUCUUUAGUGCUGUGGUAUUUUGCUCGAGGCUGGAACACCAUGUUUCUGAGAUGUGACUUUUGAUUCCCCCAUAUAGGAUCUCAUUAUAAUGUAUUUAAAACUAUUUUCCCAUCAGUACACUGCUUGGAUUCUUGACCAAGUAUGUGAAUGUGUGUAGUGUUGUGCAUUGCUGCAGAUCACAAUGAUUUCCAUUGUUAAACGAUUCUGUCAAGUCUUGUGGCAACCAUUGUUAACAAAAGAAAAGAGUACAAUAAUUUAGCAGCAUUAGAUUAAUGGCCUUGCAGCCAAUCCAAGCUCUUCUGUUGUAUUCUACUUUAAGUUUAUAAAGUAUUUGGAUAGCUAGGCUGAAAAAAUGGUAGCUAAGGCAAUACAAGUUGUAGCAUUUAAGUUAAUCAUCUUUAACUUUCCUAUUGCUUGUUUUUUUUUAUUAAAACGUUUAAGUUCUAGGGAAGUUUACUGAAAUCUUUAGUUAAUGCUGUCCAUGUUCAGAAGUAAUUUUUUCCAAGUGCAGUUUAGAUAUGGUUGUUAUUACGGAUUCACAUUAUCAAAGCAAGGAAAAAAAAAAACAUGUUUAGCCUCUCUCUAAAGAAUAAAACCGGCAACUGUCUCUGCUAAGCUUGUCUCGGUGUCUGAUGUACUGACUGCAGCCUUCUGAUGUUAGGGUGAUGCAUAUUUAAAGACAAGUGCAAGCAUGAAGACCAAAUACCAUAAAAUAAUAUAAAAUUUCUUAACAUUGUUCUCAAAGUAGAUGGUAAUGAAUGUCACCUUGUUCUUUAAAAAUAUUGUUGAAAUUCAAAUAAAGUGACAGUAAGAAACACAGAAAUAUUUCUUAGAGCUCUUUAAGAAGGUACUGUAAUAAACCAAAAAAACUAUUAAAUAUCAAAAGGACUAUAAUUUUAAAAUAUGUAACUGUGUUGAAAAAGCUCUCCGAAAGCCCUUUUUAAAUUUGGAGUUUUUUUUUCAAAAUAAUUUAUAUAAGUAGAGAUUUUCAGAGUUUCUUAUUUGUUUACUGAUUUAAACUACAGAUUUUUCAGAUGUUUUUCCUACUAAGAAAAACAAAUAUUGCAGUAUGAAUCAACAUGAUUUAUUUUGAUACUUCAUGCCACCUAUUAAAUAUUAGUUGUUUAAUAUGUUUGUGUACACUUUGCUUUCAGUAUAUGAAGUUUUAUUAUUUACUAGAUUCAAUAUCUUCUAAAAAUUAUGUUAAGUCCAAAUGUAAAAAUCUCUGCAUUCGUAAUAAUAGUUAACCAAUAUAAAAUCAUUUUACUGAAAUUUGUGUUCCCAAAGAAGUUGGAAAGAAGAACUGUGACACUCUGAGGUAUAAUUGUAAGCAACUUGUGUAAGGCAUAAGUUAAUGAGAAAUAGUUUUAGCUCUAAUCUCACUUUGUGAUGGAGUUGAGAAAUAGGGCUAGAUAGAGUAACAAAAAGGAUAAAUUUACAGUAGUUAGUCAGAAGUAAUGAUUUUUUAGUCUACUCUUAAAACUGUAUCACUAUUAGAACUGAAUUUGCUACACCUUCCUUGUAGAACCAUAUACUAUCCAGGAACUACUUAACUUCAGCUGGUAUAGAUUUGGAUGAGUCGUUUUUCCUCUCUCUUCAACUAUUUUGCAAAUAAAGUAUUAGUUUGAGGAGCCAAUAGAUUUUUAUAAAUGCAUGGCCAGAAUCGGGAAUGUACGUUUUUGUUUAGUUAUCCAUAAUCGCUUAAAGAGUCUUGAUGUAGGAGUUUAACAUUUUAUUACGCACUGUUACAAUAUAUUUCCUUAUUUGUUUGUUUGUUUGUUUUUUUUACACAUUUUAUUCCAAUAAAAGUGUCGAUCCAGAUAAAUGGUAAUAUUUGAUAAGAUAUGUCUGGUUUUCAAGAUUCAAAACCUUUAAACUUUGGCACUGUUACAACUUAUCUCUUGUACUAAAUAUGCCAACUGACAUUCGAGGAAAACAAAUUUUU